This is a messenger RNA of Acaulospora colombiana, 220 nucleotides long. Lineage: Eukaryota; Fungi; Glomeromycota; Glomeromycetes; Diversisporales; Acaulosporaceae. The record is from the annotation of a GenBank genome assembly.
AGGUUAUAAUAAAUCAACAUUGAUCAGAGCUAUCGAUGAAGUGGGCAAUGAUAUCAAUUGGAGUAGGGAAAGUAACAGGGUCUGGGGGGUGGAUCGGCAUCAAAUACAACGCCCCUCAUAUAAACCAAGCCGGCAGGGGCAGAGACACUACGCAAAGUAUUCACUUGGAUUUAGCGAUUACAGCCCUAUUCUGACGCGGUCUUUGAAAAGUCAAGAGUAA